Messenger RNA from Patiria miniata (bat star), 2229 nucleotides. Its product is annotated as armadillo-like helical domain containing protein 1. Bases 228 to 1448 code for a protein of 406 amino acids. The record is from RefSeq and is a predicted model, not a curated record. Gene Ontology annotation, molecular function: protein binding. Lineage: Eukaryota; Metazoa; Echinodermata; Asteroidea; Valvatida; Asterinidae. The transcript is spliced from 11 exons.
UAGCCACGCAUAUUGACCUACCGGAAGCAGAACCGUUUGCUAGCAACAUAUCAACAUCCGUGUGAUUUUCUGCGUAGAUUUGGAUUCCAUUUUUCGAAAACCCACGUUAUGCCUGUGUUUUCCUCAGUAAUUGAUGUAGAUUUCAACGUACUCAUGUAGUCGUAUCGACGGUAACCAUAUCUUCCUUUGUGUUGUUCUAUUUUGCGGCAUUUUGAUCGAUUUUCACAAUGGCCAAAGCUCAGACAGCAAUCAGCAGUGUCAUGGCCAUGCUCCAGGAAUGGGACAAAGGUUCCACCUCGGUUCGUCUCAGGAUCCUGAAUGACUUCAUACACACCAGCAAGAACAAGACUGGGCCCGAGCUGGAAGCAGAUUUCGCCCAGGCAGCCAGCUUAUUCCUGGCUCGGCUUACUGCUUGGAUAAGACUGACCUACAUGGUGGGAACAUGUCUCAGCCAGCAGCUACAAGCACUGACGAUAUUUCUCUCUGCUUCAAGCGGGCACAAGUUUUUGGCAGAGUUCCUCGAGGUGGGCGGGGUUCUGACUGUCUUGGAGAUACUAGGCUUGAAGCAAGCCAAGGAAGAGGAUAAGACGCAGGCCUUGUAUCUGCUCAUGUGCAUCGCUAAUGCUGGGCGCAAGUACAAGGAACUCAUCUGUGAGAGUUACGGUAUCCGAGCCGUGGCUGAGUGCUUGGCCCGGUCCAAGUCAGAAGAAACCCAAGAGUGUGCCCGUCACACGCUACAGACUCUGGCCCAGGGCAACCCCAAGUUUGAGAGCCAGGUCUACAAGGGACUGAUAGCCCUGUUGCCAUCCAGCUCACCCAAAGCUCAGCAGAUGGCCGCCCAGACGUUACGCAUUGUACAGAAAAUUGUACGUCAGGCGAAUCCAAACAUAGUUGAGCCAUUGGUGGAACUGCUGAAGUCUUAUCAUCUUGAGGUUCAGUUUGAAGCAAUCGAACUGAUCAAAGACCUGAUGUCCUAUGAUGUUCAGGAGCAGUUGCUCGUUAGCCUUGUCGCAGCCUUGGUUCCGGUGAAGGACAAACACAUGAAGAGACCAGAGAUCUUAGAUGAUCCGAACAUCCCUGAGCUGAAGCGCCCCCUACCGGUGUACGUCCAGCAGGCCGCGGCUGCAAAAGUCAUCGGCAUUCUGGUCCGCGAAAUGCGAGACAUUGCCGAGAAGCUCAUCCAGAAGCGAUGCGUGCAUAAUCUGAUGGUCGCCAUGGGCAACGAGGACCAUGCCGAUAGCCAACGGCAAGCCAGUAUCACGCUAGAAUAUUUGGCCAGCACUUUUCCGAUUGUUGAUGAGAAUAUCAGGGAGGCCAUGGGUGACAUACUCUAUCAGCUGUGCAUGUCCAACCCGGAGAUGCUGUACAUGAACAUGAAUGCUGUCCAGGCAGAUGUUCUCCGCUCCAAUAAGGUCAACAUCCCAGGAAUUGUGGAGGGAAUGGAAUGACACCGCUUCAGUCUUGCUACGCUUUGUCAAAAUGUCAACACCAGCAAGCAUAAGUACUUCUUUUUCCCCAUUGUAAAUUUGUGUAAAUAACAACUUUCAUAGUGGCUUAUGUACAUACUUUUGUAACUUAUAUUUUCAAUUUUAAACGCCGGCAUUUAUUCUACCACAUUCCACGUAGAACUGCAUCCCAGUAAUUUAUUUUUUUGUAAACGCCAGCCAUUAAUGCACCAAAUUGGAACAACAAAAUAUAAAAAAUGUGCAUCAACACGAUGGAUAAUACUAGUAAUGUGUAUUUAUUGAAAAAUUUGGUACACAUUUCUGCUUUAAGAAGACCACCGUACCCUAGGACAAAGUUCUAGUUCUAACUUUAGUUAGGCUAUUUUUGUGGCCUUUUUUUCUCUCUAUACAGUAUCCAGUUUAAAUGAAGUUUUGUAAAACUCUUGUUCUGAUAUGUGGUUGGUCCUGUGAAAAAAAAAUGUGAUAUUUUACGUGUAGUAACUUUCACACAGUUAUGAACAUAAUUGUAUUCAUUAAAAGGUUUGAAAUUUACAAAUAUUUGUCUUUUGUAACUUGACAGUGGCUUCCCUCCAAUAUACUUCUUUUGGGGAGGGGUGCUUUUUUUUUGGGGGGGGGGAUUUGUUGGUACUAUUUUGGGUCAUAUUUGAUUGGUCAAAAUUUCACUUUUCUUGGAAAUAACAGCACACCAGGUGCCAUGAUGGCACAGGAUGCUAAUUGAGACUCUCAUUGACUUACAGUAAAGGUAUUUCACGUUAUUUUGGUA